Molecule: messenger RNA, 642 nt
Organism: Hibiscus syriacus
Lineage: Eukaryota; Viridiplantae; Streptophyta; Magnoliopsida; Malvales; Malvaceae
Product: oleosin 18 kDa-like
Exons: 4
Coding region: 1-642 (213 amino acids)
Biological process (GO): seed oilbody biogenesis; lipid storage; response to freezing
Cellular component (GO): monolayer-surrounded lipid storage body; membrane
Source: RefSeq, a predicted model, not a curated record
AUGGCUGAGCACCGCAAGCAACUCCACCGAACAGAUAACAUGAAGUAUUUCUUCCAUGAAAAUGGUCCCUCCACAUCAAAAGUUGUUACAGUCGCCACGCUCCUUCCUAUCGGUGGCACCCUUCUCUUGCUUUCUGGUAUGAGCUUUAUUGGAUCUCUCAUAGGCCUUGCUAUGGCGGCGCCAAUUUUCCUGACUUUCAGCCCAGUUUUGGUCCCUGCUGCUCUUCUCAUUGCCGGUUCUGUAGCCGGAUUCUUGACCUCUGGAGCUUUCGGGAUCACUGGACUUUCAUCGCUGUCGUGGAUUGGGAAUUUUGUCCGGGGCUAUAUGUAUCAGCAGCUGCAGAAUAAGAGCCAGGAUCCAAGCCAUCUCCUUCACUGCGCCCAGCUUCCUUCGCCUCCAACGUCGUCGCAAAUUUACCUUGAUUUUACAGUUCUUGUUGAAGCAGAAGGAGAAAUUUUAGACAACAUCGAAAGUCAGGUUUCAACUGCAGUCAGUAAUGUCCAGUCAGGGACGGUUGCCCUUCAAAAAGCAAAGAAUCGACAGAAGAGUACACGAAAGAGGAUGUGCAUCGCCAUUUUGAUUCUCCUAAUCAUAGUUGAUGUUAUAGUUGUUGGAGUCCUUAAACCUUGGAAGAGCAGCUAA